Molecule: messenger RNA, 378 nt
Organism: Acytostelium subglobosum LB1
Lineage: Eukaryota; Evosea; Eumycetozoa; Acytosteliales; Acytosteliaceae
Exons: 1
Source: RefSeq, a predicted model, not a curated record
AUGAGGUCAUCUUCCUCUCAAACAACAGAUUGGUUCUCGAGUUGGUCUUUGGCAUCCUUGAACUCCUAUACAACAACAUCACUGGGAUCUCGACCACUAAAUAUGCCAGCAACGAUCCAAGUCCAAUGUACCAUCCAUAUUGGAAACCCCAUUCGUAGCUUAUAUACUAUGUGUGCCAGUCAGUCAGUGAAUCAAUCGAUCAAUCAAACGAUCAAUCAGUUGGAUAAUAAUACUCACUCUUUGAUCAGAGUAACUUCCAGUCAAUGUCUGGCAAUGUCUGACGUAUUCACCUUGCUCAUCGAUGCAGGAAUGGUAUGGAUUGGACCUGAACGCCUUGGUGAGGUUGCAUAUGGUGACGACCGACACGAAUACAAACAG